CUACUCGGGUGUCUCUGUCUCUCUCCGCACUUUUUAGUUUGCUCUGCACUCUCUGCUCUUCCAACUUUCAGUUUGAUUUCGCUGAGUUUUGAGCAAAGAUGGUGUCGAAUGGAACGGUGAAGUGUCCGAGCCCGAUGAAAGCUAUGUCUAAUGGGGUGUUCCAGGGAGAUGAUCCUCUUGAUUAUGCACUUCCUCUGGCGAUUCUGCAGAUAUGUAUUGUGCUUGUGCUCUCCAGGUUUCUCGCGUACCUUCUGAAACCUUUGCGGCAGCCUAGAGUCAUUGCUGAGAUUGUCGGCGGAAUUUUACUUGGUCCAUCAGCACUUGGUCGCAACAAAAGCUUUCUCAAUGCAGUAUUUCCUCCUAGAAGUCUCACAGUGCUGGAUACGCUAGCUAAUCUCGGUCUCCUCUUCUUUUUGUUCCUGGUUGGGCUCGAGUUGGACCCAAAAUCUCUUCGUCGGACAGGAAAGAAAUCUUUGUGCAUUGCCCUUUCAGGAAUAAGCGUCCCUUUUGUGUUAGGAAUUGGAGUAUCAUAUGUCCUUCGUGGAAGUGUUUCCAAGGGUGUAAAUGAAGGACCUUUUCUUGUUUUCAUGGGAGUGGCCCUUUCGAUUACUGCUUUCCCUGUCUUGGCUCGAAUCCUUGCUGAGCUUAAACUUUUGACGACUGAUGUUGGGAGAAUGGCAAUGUCUGCAGCAGCAGUUAAUGAUGUUGCAGCCUGGAUUCUACUAGCUCUUGCCAUUGCGCUCUCUGGAACUGGACGCUCCCCUCUCAUUUCACUAUGGGUUCUUCUUUGUGGUGCAGGUUUUGUGUUGGCUUGCACAUUUAUUGUUCCACCUCUAUUUAAGAGGAUGGCCAAACAUUGCCCUGAAGGCGAACCAGUUGAUGAAGUUUAUGUCUGUGCUAUUUUAGCAUUAGUUUUGGCUGCAGGGUUUGUAACUGAUACUAUCGGUAUCCAUGCUCUCUUUGGGGCAUUUGUGAUUGGAGUUCUUGUUCCAAAGGAAGGACCGAUUGCUGCAGCUCUUGUUGAAAAAGUCGAGGAUCUUGUUUCUGGCCUUCUUCUCCCAUUGUAUUUCGUCUCAAGUGGUUUGAAAACUGAUGUGACCACCAUUCAAGGUGCUCAGUCAUGGGGUCUCCUUGCUUUGGUCAUAUUUACUGCUUGUUUUGGGAAGAUUGUGGGCACGGUUGUGGUGUCACUUCUGUCUAAAGUUCCCUUUCAGGAGGCUAUUGCUCUAGGUGUUCUGAUGAACACCAAGGGUUUGGUGGAGCUCAUCGUCCUUAACAUUGGAAAAGACAGAGGGGUAUUGAAUGACCAAACGUUUGCCAUUUUGGUUCUGAUGGCACUCGUCACUACUUUCAUGACAACGCCAAUAGUUAUUGCAGUAUACAAACCAGCUAAAAAGUUGGCUAAAGCUGUAUACAAGCAUAGAACAGUUCAGAGGACUGACACCAACUCUCAACUCCGGAUAUUGGCCUGCUUCCAUAGUUCUAGGGACAUCCCCUCUCUGAUCAAUCUCAUUGAGGCUUCUCGUGGGAUAGGGAAGAAAGAAGGACUUCGUGUUUAUGCCAUGCACUUAAUGGAGCUGUCGGAGAGGUCAUCUGCUAUGCUUAUGGUUCAUAAGGCGAGAAGGAAUGGACUCCCCUUCUGGAAUUCGACACAGAAUUCUGAUUCCACCCAAAUUGUUUUUGCCUUUGAAGCUUUCCAACAAUUAAGUCGAGUCUCCAUUAGGCCAACAACAGCAAUUUCACCAAUGUCCAGUAUGCACGAGGACAUCUGCAGCAGCGCUGAUAGUAAACGGGCUGCUAUGAUAAUUCUCCCAUUUCACAAGCAUCAGAGGCUAGAUGGACAACUAGAGACAACUAGAGCUGAUUUUAGAAUUGUGAACCGCAAAGUUCUUGAGCAUGCACCUUGCUCAGUUGGUUUAUUAGUUGAUCGCGGACUUGGUGGACCAACACAUAUACCUGCCAGCAAUGUUAACUCUGUCAUGAUUGUCCUUUUCUUUGGAGGCCGUGAUGAUCACGAAGCACUUGCUUAUGGGGCAAGGAUGGCUGAGCACCCUGGUAUAACUGUGACCAUUGUUCGUUUUGUGCUGCAGCCUAAAAUCCGGGGACAGGUUGUCCACAUCAACAUGGAUGAUUUUCCAAAUGCUGAUGAAAGUAACUUCGAUGAUGAAAUUCUUGACGCCUAUAAGAAAAAUGUGUCAGAAGACACCUCAAUCACAUACGAAGAGAGAGUAGUGAAUAAUGCUGCAGAAACAAUUGAGGCAAUCCGUGAGUAUAAUAGGUGCAAUCUGUUUCUAGUUGGAAGAAUGCCCGAGGGCGAGGUACCUGAAGCCUUAAAAACAAAAGGUGAGUGCCCGGAACUGGGGCCAAUUGGUAGCUUGUUAACAUCUCCACAAUUCUCAACAACAGCAUCAGUUUUGGUGGUGCAGCAGUAUCAUAGCCAGCUGUCUACGCAUUCCUUGGCUUCACUCAAGGAGGAAGGAGACGCAGAAGACACCGACAAGGGAUACUCUGAUUCUAACUGAAUACUUUGCAGUUCACAAAAUUUUAUGUCGUUGUUGUAUAUAUUAGUCACAUUGUGCUUCGAAGUCUAAAACCUCCAAAACUUGCUGCCCCUGGAACACCUUGGAGAGAAUUAAACUCAUUAUCUGUAAUAAAUAAAUAAGAUAUACUAAAUUCUGGAACUGCUGUGAGUUUCUGAAAGUCAAGCACUUUGUCAUUCUGUUCUUUAGCCUGAUGCAGCCUCAGAUCAGCAUCAACUGCUGCAAUCUCGGAAUUUCAUUUACCUUUUUCUAUUUGUCAAUAUAAAUGUGCCAAAUUUUCAUUUU
This is a messenger RNA of Daucus carota subsp. sativus, 2825 nucleotides long. Its product is annotated as cation/H(+) antiporter 18. Gene Ontology annotation, molecular function: antiporter activity. Gene Ontology annotation, cellular component: endomembrane system; membrane. Gene Ontology annotation, biological process: regulation of pH; proton transmembrane transport. The record is from RefSeq and is a predicted model, not a curated record. NCBI's taxonomy places the organism in Eukaryota, Viridiplantae, Streptophyta, Magnoliopsida, Apiales, Apiaceae. The transcript is spliced from 4 exons. Bases 99 to 2522 code for a protein of 807 amino acids.